Messenger RNA from Spodoptera litura, 6169 nucleotides. RefSeq names its product hormone-sensitive lipase (gene Hsl). The record is from RefSeq and is a predicted model, not a curated record. Lineage: Eukaryota; Metazoa; Arthropoda; Insecta; Lepidoptera; Noctuidae. Gene Ontology annotation, molecular function: sterol ester esterase activity; triacylglycerol lipase activity. Gene Ontology annotation, biological process: triglyceride catabolic process; cholesterol metabolic process. Gene Ontology annotation, cellular component: cytosol.
UCAAUACUCGAUCGCAACGGAACGAUAAAAAUUUACAUUCAUUAUAGUCUGUGUUGCUUAAACGGCCGAUGAAUGAAUUUGUAAAUUAAUUAUGGUGCAAUGAAAACAAAAUUUUCCCGCGAACUAUUUUAUGAGGAUUAAGUUCUUUAUACGCGGUUUGCGUUACGGGAAAAGGGUUAUUUCGAAAAUGGCCUUUUCGGAGUCACCGGCGAAAGCUUCGCUGUGCUGUGAGAUAUCACAGGAUGGUGGUGCACCAACGUAUGCGAUGUACGAGGCAUUAAAAGAUUCGUGCCAAAACAACGCGACCUAUUUUCAACCGGACGACAGCGAGAAUGGGCAGAGAUUGUACCAAGGCUUCAUGACCCUCAUGGACCAUGUAGACACUGUGUGGCCUUUGGUAGAUCAUGUGAGGAAGGUGGCUCCACAAUACGACUUCGAUUCUAAAUCGCCAGGCAAUGGAUACCGCAGCUUCGUUUCAGUGGUCGAUUCAUGUGUACUACAUGGUUUAAAACUAAGCAGACAAGUGAAUACCAGUAGAGAUGCACUCUUAUUUCGAAAGGGACAUUUCGUCAAGGAGAUAGAAUCCUGCGGGCAGCUUCUUGCUUCACUAGGCACGUGUCUCCAUCACCUACACACGCUGUUGUCAUGGGCACCACCAGGAGAACUGUUCCCAACUGAACCUCACACGCCCGAGGAGUUGUUUGCGCAAGCCGACACCAUUAAUCAGUAUUGUUUCUAUGGAAGGUGUCUCGGGUUUCAAUUUCUACCAUCCAUGCGUGGCAUAUUGAAAGGCAUAUCAAUAUGUAUGGCGGGUUUCUCCGAGGCUUACUAUUGCCAUGGUAACCUCAUCAGCUCCGUGUGGACUGGUGGCCAGUACCUCAUCGACCCUGAGAUGAGAGCAAGGAGGAUCGUUAACAUAUCUCAGUCUGCGAACAUAGAGUUCUGCAAGGCGUUCUGGUUUCUGGCUGAAAGUGAGAUAAUGAAGAGAGUACCAAGUCUAAUGUCGCCACCGGUAGCUGUGAACAAGCUCAUAACAAUCCCUCCAGAGCCCAUUGUAGUGAACACAAUCGAUUACAAGGAAAUCACAGUACUACCGCCCACAGUACACAUAGGGUUACAAGGAUUGAAUGUUAGACUCAUCAGUGCAAACAAGAGGAUUGGCAUGGCAGGCGAAGGAUCAUCGUCCUUCCCACCAUCAGACGGAGUCCUCUUCCACUGCCACGGAGGUGGUUUUGUGGCACAAAGUUCAAAGUCCCAUGAAACAUAUCUGCGGGAUUGGGCGGCUAAGCUGAACGUGCCUAUACUGUCAGUAGACUACAGUUUAGCACCCCAAGCUCCCUUCCCGAGGGCUUUAGAAGAAGUAUUCUACGCAUACUGCUGGAUGCUCACUCAUUUCAAGGAGAUUGGCACUACUGGUAAACGAAUAGUAUUUGCGGGUGACUCAGCCGGUGCGAACUUAGUAGCUGCCUGUACACUGAAGAUAUUAACGACAGGCCUUCGGAGACCAGAUGGCAUGUUCCUAGCAUACGCCCCACUCAUGAUCAGCUUCGUACCUAGUCCAGCAAGAUUGUUAUGUCUAAUGGACCCUGUAUUACCUUUUGGAUUCAUGAUGAGGUGUCUCAAAGCAUACGCCAGUCCCAGUAAUAAGUCCGAUGGUGGUAAAAGCAAGGAGGACAGACAGAAUGGAGGUCACACCCAGAUUGUGUCCUGUGCCACAACGCCGCUUGAUAGCAAUGGCUUCCUUAAAGUCAGUCCUUCUCAAGAAGGUAUAAGCGAAGGCCCGUCAUCAUUCGAGGAGGUGUCUCCAUCCGAUCUGGCAGAGCUACAAGCUCACAAGUCUGGCAGUGAGCGGAGGAAGUCUUCAGACACUACCAUCAGCGCAGCCUCGCUGCAGAGCGAACAUACCGCUACAGGUAUCACUCCACCGGAGGAUAAAUCUCAGAAGUACGUAUCGGACUUCCUAGAGAGGUACGUGUUGGACAGCGACACUGACUCCGAAGGACGCAGGAUACCCAUCAUCAAACCUAAUGCGAGGGCUUACGACGAAUCUCACAGGGAAGAAUCUGAAAACUCAAGCACGUUAGUAGGCGAGCCGCCGCUUGUUGACGACAAUGAUUUGAGUAAAGAAAGUAAAAAGAGGAUUAAGACAAGGAUAAGCGAAGCGGCAACCGGUUUCAUGGGUGCCAUGUCCUCCAGAUUGGCAUACAUCACCGGGUCUAACGCAAUCUCUAGACCUACGCAAGAUGAUCUAGCCGCCCGUACCAACCUGGACGCGCUGAUAGCCCGCAGUCCGUCCGACGAGUUUAUAUUCUCAGUGCCGCGCGACCCGCUACUGUCGCCGUACUGGGCUGAUGACCAACUGCUCACCAAGUUCCCGCCUGUCAGAAUACUGACUGUACACUUAGACCCGUGUCUAGACGACUGCGUGAUGUUUGCCAAGAAGCUGAAGAACCUCGGCAACACGGUCGGCAUCGAAGUACUCGAGGGAUUGCCACACGGAUUCCUUAACUUUUCACUUAUGGCCAAAGAAGCGAACGAGGGCUCGAAGCUGUGCGUGGAGCGCAUCAAGCAGUUGCUGGAGCUGGCGCCGCCGCCGGCCGCGCGGGACAACGACUUAUGAAUGUGCGGGCUCUGUUGCCGGCCCUAGCCGCGGCACGAACUAACUAACACCCUAUUACACGACCAGUAAGUGCUACUUUGCAGUGAACUUACUUCGAGGUUCUGUCUAAACUAUGAACUUUAUUCUCUCGCCAGUAAGUGCGACGUUUCAGUGAAUGAGCAAGUUACACUAAGGGAUUCGUUCUAUAGUCGAAUCUAUGUGAAGUGGUGAUAAAGAGAGGAAAGGUCUUCAAUUAUAAUUGGCAAUUAACUGUCUAACUAUAAAUGUAUCGAUUCUAAAUUCGAUCUUUAAGCUUGGUUAGACUAAAUUAGAUUCCUGAAGACUGCGAAGAUGGGGGACUUUGUCGACUAAACACGAAGAUCUAUUCAGAAUGUUGUACAAAAUCCAAUGAGAACUAAACUACUAUUAUUACCGCUAUUCAAUCGAAAUAUUUAGAUUGUGAUCGAUUUUUGAUCGAGAAUUAUCUAAAGAUAUUGUAUUAAAAUCGGCAAUUAGUAGAGAAAGCAAGAAAGAAUCUCGAUCAUUAGUGCUCUUUAUGAUUAGGUAUUUGAUAUGGUUAACAAAGGCUUUGUAUUGUCAUGAAAUUGAAUGAUCCCUCAUCUACGCAUGUCUUUAUUGUUAAUGCUAAUAGUGGUGGAACUGUAUGGAGUCUUGCACUGACCAAAAUUGUAAGGAAUUAGCUUCACGGUGUUCGUUGAAGAUUAGGAAUUUGCACUCGAGAGUAAUAGAAAAGUUUGUCCAGUUAUCUUAUCGAUGUCGGGAAGUGGUUUAUCGAUAAAAAUAUCUAAAUGUAUCAAUUCGAAAAUUCAAUGUAAUGCGACUGCAAUAUUUCAAGCUCUAAUUGUAUGUUGUUAAUUGAUAAUAUUAAUACCAAAUGUAAAAUCUAAGUCAAAAAUAAUAUUCAUGUAACUAAUUAUACUUGCUUACAAACUGUCACUUGAUAAAUUCUUAAGCGAUCUUUGUAAACUAUUGAUGUAAAUUGUUACUAAACAAUGCCAAAUUUCAGAAUGGUACUGUCAAUUUAAGAUUAUAGACAUGAGUACAAUUUAAUAAUAUUAUUUAUGGUUGACUUGUAACUUAGUUCGAAGAAUCUCGUCUAGUUUCAAGCAACACCGGGGCUCAUAAUCAUGAUCUGUACCGUUUUCGAACCGGCUUACGUAAGUUACCGUAAAAAAUAUUAUUGAAAUUGAACAUGUCACUCAAUAAUUAUUAUACAAAAAUAUCAAUAAAAAAUCUUAGUAGUUAAAGUCACGCGUUAAAUAGAAAACGAUGUGAUGUUAGCACCAAUGUUCUGAGUUUGGUGCCUUUUGUGUGCAAUAGUUUCAGUAUUUUAAUUUACAACUUAUCUUAAAUACGUUUCGUUUACGUAAAUCACAAUGAAAAUAGGUCAAAUGGAACCAGUAUACGUAUAGACAACAGCACAAUAACCUACACUUAUCUCUUAAAUUUAUCAAUUCAUAUUCAACUUAAUUACAUACUGGAAAGGGUUGAAAUUUGAUAGAUUGUAGUAUAGAUAGGUUGACCUGCUGUUAUUUGUGCAUCUGUCUCUAGAAAACAAAUCCAAUGGUGAUUAUUCAUGGUACCUAAACUUAAUUUAAUUGUUUAGUUUUCAUCACAAUUUUGUAUUAAUUUUAUGGCAAUAUGAAAGACGUAUUUGGUCGCUUAUUGCCAUAUGUGAUAAUACCAAAAAAUUACGGGAAAUGCAUUUUGUUAAAAUUAAUGUUGUGUAAUAUUUAACUAUUUAUUGUUAUAUCUAAAUAUUUACCAUUUCCCUUCGUUAGUGUUGUGAACUUUAUUUGAUUGGUUAAUCAUGUGUUGUAAAAGAAGCUUUAUCUAUUUAUUGUAAGGGAGUGUCAGUGAUUGUGUUUUAUUGAUAUUUUAAUAAGGUACUUCACUUAAUUUUAUGAUGAGGUUAUAAUCUUUUUGUUUAAGUAGUUUAAUAACUGCGGCUAUGUUUGCGCAAACGAUGCGCAAAACAGAAAUAUUUUGCGCAUCUAGCUGUCAUUUACGACAAAGGUUUUUGCGCAUUGGAGAUUUUCCGCAGCUACUCUUAAGACAUUUGUUUUUAUUUAUUAACAUUGUUUUCGUUGCUUACAAAUACUUAAGAGCCUAACAUGUGUUAUAUAAAUUGGAAAGUCGUAAUAAAUUAAUUAUAAAUUAUUGAUACAAUUUGUGAAUCCGUUCCAACUGUGUAUAGAACUUAAUAAUACUGAAACAAUUUUAUUAUAAACAAAUGGAAUUGUUUAACACAUUAUACCUAAAUGAUUGUGAUGAUAUAUCCAACUAUAAACCUAUGUAACUUGCUUUCUGUUCCAACGCAACAUUAAUGUGUUUUGAACUUUUCCUACUACUUAUACCCCCUUUCUUCAAAAGCAAAUUGUCCCUUUACCAAAUGGACCAUAUCUGAAUAUCACAUCUUUAUCAAGAAGAGAAUAAAUUGUUGUAACAUUGAAUGCUCAAUUCUUCGUUGUAUAUUUUUGAUAAAUUGAUUUUUUGGGAUGAAUAUGUGACUAUUUUUAUUAAAUAAUGUUUUUAAAUUUCAUGAGAAUAUACUCGACUGUAAAAAUCGAGUACAGACGUCUACAAAAUUUGUCGUGGUAAUGUCCAAAUUUGAUGUGUUUUAAAGUAUCAAAAUGAGAUAAUGGAAUUUGAGAAAUGAAAUUAUUCGUGAGCUCUUUUGAACCUUAAUAUGUAUAGCAUUUUUCCACAGCUGUGUUCAAUGAUAUAUUUUAUUUAGUUGAGCUAGAAUGUUUAUGUACAACUAUCUUAAAUCUGAAAAUUCUAUAGCAAAGUAGUCUUAGAGAACACAUAGCUUUAGAAUAUGCCUAAAAUUUUGUUAUGGUAUAAGAUACUCAAUGUUUUAUUUAAAUAGCUCUUGGUAUCAUAUUAAACAGUAGAAAUGUACCGAUAUUAUUGCUUUAAAUGUUAAAUAAAUAAAGUAUAUCCAUGUAUUGUCAAUGUUUAGGUAUCUAGUUCAUGUUUUCUUUGCAUUAUGUGCACUUAUAUCUUGGAUAAAACCAAUGCCUUCUGAUUAAUUAAUAUUCGUAAUUCGUAUUCGGUCUCUGGCUUUGUGUUAGUUGUCUAUGUAUUGAGAACAAGCUACAAAGUUAGUUGCAAUAAGAAUGCAAAGUUAAACUGUGUCUGUGAUAGCGAAUUGAAAGCUUUUCGAAAGCAUAACUAACAGUAUUCUAAAACACGAAUAAUAAGUACAUCAUGUUAAGUAAUGUUGUCUGUUUGUGUAUUUAUGAAAAUGUAAAAUAAAAAUGUAUUUAAUAAUAUUUUUAUAGAAAUAAAAAUAUCCAUAAAGACAUGAACUUAUUGUAAACUUCGACAUUUUACUGUUAAUAUCUCUAUAUAAAUUUAUCGGUGUUUCGAAUAGAUGGACACAUGAAAUUAGGCCUUAUGGAAAUGGAUAUAGAUGUUAUAUAUUAUAAUCACAAACGAAAUAGUUAUGGUCUAUUGUCCAUAGUGAAAAUAUACCAACUAGUCAAUAAUGACAAUAUUGUACAAUGUCUUAUGUUAUUUUAAUAAAUGAAUGCAAAUACGUAA